GUGUUAGAGAAAGAGCCUGCCAGCUUUCGGAGAGGAAGGCCAAAUGACAUAGGAUGAAGGCUGUUCGUAAUUUGCUGAUUUAUAUAUUUUCCACCUAUCUCCUGGUUAUGUUUGGAUUUAAUGCUGCCCAAGACUUCUGGUGUUCCACGCUGGUGAAGGGGGUCAUUUAUGGAUCGUAUUCUGUAAGUGAAAUGUUUCCUAAAAACUUUACAAACUGCACUUGGACGCUGGAAAAUCCAGAUCCGACCAAAUAUAGUAUUUACCUGAAAUUUUCCAAAAAGGACUUCAGCUGCUCCAACUUUUCCCUCUUGGCUUAUCAGUUUGAUCAUUUUUCCCAUGAGAAAAUAAAGGAUCUUUUAAAGAAUAACCACUCUAUAAUGCAGCUCUGCAAUUCCAAGAAUGCUUUUGUAUUUCUGCAAUAUGAUAAGAAUUUUAUCCAGAUACGUCGGGUCUACCCCAUCGAUUUCCCAGGAUUACACAAAAAGGAAGAAGACCAAAAAUCCUUCUUUGAGUUUUUGGUGUUGAACAAGGUGAGCCCGAGCCAGUUCGGUUGCCAUGUGCUAUGUACUUGGUUGGAGAGCUGCUUGAAAUCCGAGAACGGGAGAACAGAGUCCUGUGGGAUCAUGUAUACAAAAUGUACCUGCCCGCAGCAUUUGGGAGAAUGGGGAAUAGACGACCAGUCCCUGGUGUUGCUCAAUAACGUGGUGCUGCCCCUCAACGAGCAGACGGAGGGAUGUCUCACCCAGGAGCUGCAAACCACCCAGGUCUGCAACCUUACCAGAGAAGCUAAGCGGCCACCAAAAGAAGGUAGGUGCUGCCCGGGGAGGCUAAAGCUCCCGUCGUUGCCUGGUCCUGGCUCGCCUCGAUACUCGCAUUAA
Molecule: messenger RNA, 878 nt
Organism: Nothoprocta perdicaria
Lineage: Eukaryota; Metazoa; Chordata; Aves; Tinamiformes; Tinamidae
Product: adhesion G protein-coupled receptor B3-like
Exons: 2
Coding region: 54-878 (274 amino acids)
Cellular component (GO): plasma membrane
Molecular function (GO): G protein-coupled receptor activity
Source: RefSeq, a predicted model, not a curated record